Cetraspora pellucida is the source of this 1464-nucleotide messenger RNA. NCBI's taxonomy places the organism in Eukaryota, Fungi, Glomeromycota, Glomeromycetes, Diversisporales, Gigasporaceae. The record is from the annotation of a GenBank genome assembly.
AUGCCAUCAAUAUGUACUUUGUAUAGUGAAUCUACUGAUGCCAAAAAUUUUCAAAGACAUGGAUAUAAAUUAGAUACAACUCAAAGAAGAAUUAAAGAGUUGAAAAGCAAAAAUAUUAAUCUUACUGAGUAUAAAGCCAAAUAUUAUAGUAAACUGGAAGAAGUGAAUUUAUUCCAAUUUAGAAUUAAGUUAUUAAAAGAAGAAUUAUCUUUAACUCAAAAAUACUCAUCAAAAAAAGAUUCUGAGAUAAUGACCCUUAAAGCUGAAUUGUUGAAUAUAAAGGUUGAAUUAGAUUCUAAGAUUAGUGAGCUUGAGUGUCUAAAAUCAGAAGAUAUUUUGGUAUCUGUGGUUGAUGGAGAUAGUGAAAAAAAUAUAUCAAAGUCUAGACCCAAAGGUCAAUAUUUUGCACACAAAAAAAUUAUGAACGAAGUUGAAAAAAUUAGCACUAAUAUACUGACUCAUACUAAUGAUAAAAUUGUUCUAAUAUUAGAAUCUUCAAAAAUCAAUACUGAGGUUACUUCUAAGAUAAGUGAUGAAACUAUUAUUAACGAAAAUAAUAAAGGAAGGAGUGAGAAAUUAUCUAUUAUAGCAUUAGGUGCUAGCAUAGUUAAUAAGUAUCAAACUACUCCUAUUAAACAAAUUUUUCAUUCAACUCUGCCUUCUCAUUCUUUAAACUCGAAGCUAGAUUAUACUCACAGUAUGACUGCCUCUGAAAAGAGAGUUAUGGAUUCCCAAUUCAUCAUGCAGAAAAACUCAAAGACAGGAUUACCUCCAAUGAAACUUUUCCUUAUAGAUAUUGAUGAGGUUAUGAAGCAUGCUUCAUUACACUGUAUUGGGUAUCUAGCAAUGUUAUGGUCAUUUGCUAAGCUAGUUACAGGAAAAAGUAACACAGGUAAGACUAAUAUACUUGGAAAUCUUGUUCUUGGUGACAAAGCUGAAUAUAUAUAUAAAAAGAAAAAGGGUAGAUCUAGUUAUAUACAGUGUGAUGAUUUGAUAGUUUGUGGAUAUCAUCCUAAUGAACCAAAAUAUGCUUUUAUUAGAUAUAUAUAUGGAAUAAUUGCAAGUAAUCCAAGAGCAUCAUAUUAUGAAAAUAUUAGGUUUAGUUAUAUCUUACCUAAAAAAAUUCCUAGUAUAAAAUUUUUCUUACCUGAAAGAAGUACUGUUAUUAUCUUUGAAGAUUUAUAUGUUGCCCCUAAUAGUUUUUCUCAAUAUGUUUCCAAAAUUGUUAGUCAGUAUACCAAUGAUGUAAAAAGUGCAUCAAUGGUCAUUAAUAGCUAUUUUUGCAAGAGUGAGUUUAUUGUAUUUGACCUUAAUAGAGCAGAGGAUGAUCCACUUGCAAUCCAGUUAAAGUUCAAUACCCCAUUAGAUUUGCAGAAAGAAAUAGAGUUACAUCAGAAAUAUAAGACAAAAAAUGCAUUAUCUACAGAGCUCAUGAAUUCUGAACCUAAAAAAUCAGUCAUGUAA